Messenger RNA from Mangifera indica (mango), 2529 nucleotides. Its product is annotated as probable receptor-like protein kinase At5g61350. Gene Ontology annotation, biological process: protein autophosphorylation. Lineage: Eukaryota; Viridiplantae; Streptophyta; Magnoliopsida; Sapindales; Anacardiaceae. The record is from RefSeq and is a predicted model, not a curated record. Gene Ontology annotation, molecular function: ATP binding; transmembrane receptor protein tyrosine kinase activity. Gene Ontology annotation, cellular component: plasma membrane; plasmodesma.
AUGAAGGGAGAAGGAGGUAGAGUUGGAGGGACUUUUACUUCCUUGUCUCUUUUCCUUUCCCUCCUUCUCCUGUUCCAAUUUCCACCCUUUACUUCAUCUGAAAAAUUCACUCCUCCAGAUAAUUAUCUCAUCGAUUGUGGCUCCUCUCAACCGACCAAGCUUGAUGAUGGCCGCACCUUCAGUUCUGAUCGUGACGCUUCUGGGUAUCUCUCCACAGAUGAAGAUAUUGAAGUUUCUGUCGAUUCUAUUCCUGUCCAAAAUGCUCUUCCUUUGUAUCUCUCCGCUAGAAUUUUUCAACAAGAGUCUACUUAUACUUUUUUCAUUUCUCAGCCAGGAAGACAUUGGCUUCGCCUUUACUUUCACCCACUUCCUCACCCUUCUAUCAAUCUCACGACUGCCGUCUUCACCGUCCAGACUGAUAAAUUUGUUCUCUUGCAUGACUUCUCUAUGAGAAGCAGCUCUGAAAUUGUUUUCAAGGAAUAUCUCAUCAACACUACUGAGAGAUUCUCCAUUGUUUUCAAGCCCAUGAAGGAUUCUCAUGCGUUUAUCAAUGCUAUAGAAGUUGUUUCGGCUCCUGAUUCUCUUAUAUCCGAUUCAGCGACUGCAGUUUCGCCUCCGGAUACUUUCACUGGCUUGUCUAACUUCGCCCUUGAAGUAUCCUACAGACUGAAUAUUGGAGGGUCAACUAUAACUCCAAGAAAUGAUACAUUGUCAAGAACAUGGCUACCUGAUGAUCAAUACAAUAUUUUCCCUCAAGGCACUAAAACGGCUUCUGUUGAACCGGGAGUCAUAAACUAUCCAAAAGGCGGUGCAACUCCAUUAAUCGCCCCCAAUUCGGUUUAUGCAACUGCUGAAACGAUGAAGUAUGCUCAAGUGAUGCAACCCAAUUUCAAUCUCACUUGGAAGAUGAGUGUUGAUCUAACUUUUUCUUAUUUGAUUAGAAUGCAUUUUUGCGACAUCAUCAGCACCGGCCUUAAUGAAUUAGUCUUCAAUGUUUAUAUAAACGGGAUGAUGGGUGUGUCAUCUCUUGAUCUCUCAACACUGACUAAUGAACUCGCAACCGCAUACCAUAAAGAUUUUGUGGUGAAUGCAUCCACCAUUACCAAUAAUUCGAUCAUUGUCCAGGUUGGCCCCGCUAGCGAUUUUGACUCAGGCGACUCAGGCCAGCCCAAUGCAAUUCUUAAUGGACUAGAGGUCAUCAAGAUGAGCAAUGAAGCCGGCAGCUUGGAUGGUUUAUUUAAUGUCGAUGGCGCGUAUACUGGUGGUUAUUUUUCAAACAAAAGGAAGAUUCUUGCCGGAUUUAUUCUCGCGGCGGGAGUGACAGCAAUGCUGUUUAUGGGUGUAGUUUUCAUCCGGGGGCAGAAGAGGCCUCACGGUUACGAGAAACGACACAGUUUCUCAUCAUGGUUACUUCCUUUACAAGGUAGCCAUAAUAGCUUCAAGUCCAGCAAGAGCGGCUCCCGUAAGAGCAAGACAACUGGUUACUCUAGUUUCUUCUCCAGUCAAGGCCUUGGUCGGCUCUUUACUUUCCAUGAAUUACAGAAUGCAACACAAAAUUUCGCUGAAAAGGCAGUGAUUGGGGUUGGUGGGUUCGGCAAAGUUUAUCUUGGAGAAUUGGAAGAUGGAACCAAGGUUGCUAUAAAACGUGGAAAUCCCAGCUCUAAGCAGGGCUUGAACGAGUUCCACACAGAGAUACAAUUGCUUUCCAAGCUCAGGCAUCGCCAUCUCGUAUCGCUUAUCGGCUUCUGUGAUGAACAAUCAGAGAUGAUUCUCGUUUAUGAGUACAUGGCUAAUGGCCCACUUCGCGACCAUCUCUGGCUAAUUUGCAUUGGCGCAGCCCGCGGAUUGCAUUAUCUUCAUACUGGUGCAACUCAUGGAAUCAUCCACCGCGAUGUGAAGACCACCAAUAUUCUUCUAGAUGAUAAUUGGACUGCAAAAGUCGCAGACUUUGGUCUAUCCAAAGCAGCACCAAUGGAGCAAGCCCAUGUAAGCACCGCUGUGAAGGGUAGCUUCGGCUACCUCGAUCCUGAAUACUUCAGGAGACAACAACUCACUGAUAAAUCAGACGUUUACUCUUUUGGUGUAGUGCUAUUUGAGGUGUUAUGUGCAAGGCCAGUCAUCAACCCAAAGCUACCAAGAGAGCAGGUUAGUUUAGCCGAGUGGGCAAUGAAUUGUUACAGAAAGGGCACCCUGGAAAAAAUAAUUUAUCCUAAAAUUGCAGAAAGUAUUUCCUCAGAAUCUUUGAAAAAAUAUUUAGAAGCUGCUGAGAAAUGUUUAGCUGAAUUUGGUGUUGAUAGGCCGGGAAUGGGAGAUGUAUUGUGGAACUUAGAGUAUGCUUUGCAGCUCCAAGAGGCUGCAGCACAAAUUGAUUCUCCAGAUAAGACCUGUCUCAUUGAUUUGGAAGAACCAAAUGGUGAAAACUUAAGAGAGGACCUUGAAGCUGCUGCCGCGGCUUCAGUUGAUGAUAAUUCUCAGGUAAAAGUUGCUUCUACCAUGUUUUCUCCACUUGGCACUGUUCAGAGAAGGUAG